Messenger RNA from Vigna unguiculata (cowpea), 1632 nucleotides. Its product is annotated as tubulin alpha-4 chain. The record is from RefSeq and is a predicted model, not a curated record. Gene Ontology annotation, molecular function: structural constituent of cytoskeleton; GTP binding. Gene Ontology annotation, cellular component: microtubule. Gene Ontology annotation, biological process: microtubule-based process. NCBI's taxonomy places the organism in Eukaryota, Viridiplantae, Streptophyta, Magnoliopsida, Fabales, Fabaceae.
GAACAAACCUCACCAUCCUCACAAUCCAACGGGAAAGGCGUCUUCAUAAACGCCACCCCAAACCUCUCACAUUUUUUUUCCUUCCUAUUUUCCAAUCCAUUUUUUUUAGGGUUUCGUUUUCUUCGCCGAGAAAAUGAGAGAGUGCAUUUCAAUCCACAUCGGUCAGGCCGGUAUCCAGGUCGGAAACGCUUGCUGGGAACUCUAUUGCCUCGAGCAUGGCAUCCAGCCCGAUGGACAGAUGCCAAGUGAUAAGACCGUUGGCGGAGGAGACGACGCCUUCAACACGUUCUUCAGCGAGACCGGCGCUGGGAAACACGUGCCGCGCGCAGUCUUCGUGGAUCUUGAGCCCACGGUCAUCGACGAGGUUCGAACCGGGCCCUACCGCCAGCUCUUCCACCCCGAACAACUCAUUAGCGGCAAGGAAGAUGCCGCCAACAACUUCGCGCGUGGCCACUAUACCAUCGGAAAGGAGAUUGUCGAUCUCUGCCUCGACAGGAUCCGUAAGCUCGCCGAUAACUGCACCGGUCUCCAGGGCUUCCUCGUCUUCAACGCCGUCGGUGGCGGCACCGGUUCCGGCUUAGGAUCGCUUCUCUUGGAGCGUCUAUCCGUUGACUACGGGAAAAAGUCGAAGCUCGGUUUCACCGUUUAUCCAUCUCCUCAGGUUUCGACCUCCGUGGUGGAGCCAUAUAACAGUGUUCUCUCAACUCAUUCUCUUCUUGAACACACCGAUGUCGCCGUGCUUCUCGACAACGAAGCGAUCUACGACAUUUGCAGGAGAUCUCUCGACAUCGAGCGUCCUACCUACACCAAUCUCAACCGUCUCGUUUCUCAGGUGAUUUCAUCCCUUACGGCCUCUUUGAGGUUUGAUGGAGCAUUGAAUGUUGAUGUGACUGAGUUCCAAACCAACUUGGUUCCUUACCCGAGGAUCCAUUUCAUGCUUUCAUCAUAUGCUCCUGUUAUCUCUGCUGAGAAAGCAUACCAUGAGCAACUCUCCGUUGCUGAGAUUACAAACAGUGCUUUUGAACCAUCCUCCAUGAUGGCCAAGUGUGACCCUCGCCAUGGCAAGUACAUGGCGUGCUGUUUGAUGUACCGUGGUGAUGUUGUGCCCAAGGAUGUGAAUGCUGCAGUGGCAACCAUCAAGACCAAGAGAACCAUCCAGUUUGUGGAUUGGUGCCCCACUGGGUUCAAGUGUGGUAUCAAUUACCAGCCUCCCACUGUUGUUCCCGGAGGUGACCUUGCGAAGGUGCAGAGGGCUGUGUGCAUGAUUUCUAACUCAACCAGUGUGGCUGAAGUGUUCUCAAGGAUUGAUCACAAGUUCGAUCUGAUGUAUGCAAAGAGGGCCUUCGUGCACUGGUAUGUGGGUGAAGGUAUGGAAGAGGGUGAGUUCUCAGAGGCUCGUGAGGACCUUGCUGCUCUUGAGAAAGAUUACGAGGAGGUUGGCGCCGAGUCUGGCGAUGGAGAAGAUGGUGACGGAGACGAGGAGUAUUAGAAUCUGGAAUAUCUGUCUGAUAUCGUGUGUUUGAUGUGAACUUUUUCGUUUUCUCUGGGAUCAAAUUCUGUUUGUGAUUUUUGAAUGUUUGGUUGUUAUCGAAUAUCAAUAUAUGUGUUGUGUGUAGCACAGAAAUUUCUCUA